Molecule: messenger RNA, 324 nt
Organism: Dacryopinax primogenitus
Lineage: Eukaryota; Fungi; Basidiomycota; Dacrymycetes; Dacrymycetales; Dacrymycetaceae
Exons: 1
Source: RefSeq, a predicted model, not a curated record
CAGCUCCAUACUUGUAACAUUGAUAUGUGUUUACAUCCUGACAAGCACAGAAACCUGAAGUGUAAACAGAGGGUGACAUUCCCUAUAUCUACAACAGAGUGUAUUACUGAGACCGGAACAUGGGGUAUACUCCGGAGAAACAGUUAUCUGAAUAACUGGAAUCCAUCUGUUGCCAGAAUGAUGAGAUGCAAUCACAAUAUAAAACUCCAGACCAACGGGCACAAAACAAAAGACACAAUGUGGUACUGCACCUGUUAUGCUCUCAAGAAGCAAAGAAAGUCAUACAAAGCAACUGGUAUUCUCGCACAAUGGAUGGUGUAUCAC